GAGAGUCCUAGCCCUCAGGGAAGGAGACCAUGGGUGCAACCAGGGUGCAUCUCAAAGUGGAGCUGGGUGCACCCAGGGGUGGGUGCUGGGGGUCCCUUUGGGAGGUGCCGUGUCCCAUUGAGGCCAGUUGUCCAUCCUGGGGUGCUGGAGGAGCUAGAGGUCACUGCCCGUGCACAUCAUGGUGCCCAUCCUUGGCAGCACCCAUCUUGCCACACGUUGACACCACCGGGCCCCAAAGGACCUGUCUCAGCACCCAUCAUCCCUACUUGGUGCUGCUGGACCCACUGCAGGACACAUCUUCUACUCCUGGUCCUGCCCAACCCAUCUUGGCAACUGUAAUAUCUCCUUGGUCCUCCUGGACCCGUCUUGGUGCCCAUCAUCUCUUGCUUGGCCCAGCUGGACCCAUCUUGGCACCCAUCAUCACCCUGGUUCUCCCGCACCCAUCUUGGAGCCCAUCAUCUCCUGGUCCUGCCCAGCCCAUCUUGGUGCCCAUCAUCUCUUGCUUGGCCCAGCUGGACCCAUUUUGGCACCCAUCAUCUCUUCCUGGUCUCCUGCACUCCCCUUGGUGCCCACCAUCUCCUCCUGGUCCUGCCCAACCCAUCUUGGCACCCAUCAUCUCCUGGUCUUGCCAACUCAUCUUGGCACCCAUCCUCUUUUCCUGGUCCUGCCCAACUCAUCUUGGUGCCCAUCAUCUCUUGCUUGGCUCAGCUGGACCCAUCUUGGCACCCAUCACGUUCUCCUGCACCUACCUUGGUGUCCACCAUCUCCUUCUGCUCCUGCCCAACCCAUCUUGGUGCCCAUCAUCUCUUGCUUGGCCCAGCUGGACUCAUCUUGGCACCCAUCACGUUCUCCUGCACCCACCUUGGCACCCACCAUCUCCUGCUCCUCCUGGACCCACCUGGGCACCCUCAUGGUCCCACCACGCCCCCAUCACUGGACCCAAAGGGCCCCCACCACCCCCCCAAAGCAGGAGGUGCCCCCCAAGCCCCUCUCAUGGCCACCCCCAAAGUGCCUUCGGCUCCCCCCCAGGGCAAAGGCUGCCUAUAGGGGACAGGGCUGCCUAUAGGGGCUAUGGUUUCCCCGGGCCUCCCCGGUGCCGGCACAUGUUCCGCCCGGAGCGGUGCAACCGCGGGACCGUCCCGGGGCCGUUUCCGGGGCCGUUUCCGGGGCGGUUGGUUCCGUCCCUAUAG
Molecule: messenger RNA, 1190 nt
Organism: Calidris pugnax (ruff)
Lineage: Eukaryota; Metazoa; Chordata; Aves; Charadriiformes; Scolopacidae
Product: helicase SRCAP-like
Exons: 3
Coding region: 30-1190 (386 amino acids)
Source: RefSeq, a predicted model, not a curated record